This is a messenger RNA of Plodia interpunctella (Indianmeal moth), 2757 nucleotides long. Its product is annotated as matrix metalloproteinase-25-like. The record is from RefSeq and is a predicted model, not a curated record. Gene Ontology annotation, biological process: proteolysis; collagen catabolic process; extracellular matrix organization. Gene Ontology annotation, cellular component: extracellular matrix. Bases 655 to 2220 code for a protein of 521 amino acids. The transcript is spliced from 11 exons. Gene Ontology annotation, molecular function: zinc ion binding; metalloendopeptidase activity. NCBI's taxonomy places the organism in Eukaryota, Metazoa, Arthropoda, Insecta, Lepidoptera, Pyralidae.
AAAAGGGUUGUGCGUGCGACAUUAUGGCGCUUGCCUCAUACAUCAACGAAGGACUUUACCAUUGCAUGGAUCAAAUAUAGCGAUGGACCAAGUGUAUAAAGUUUUGCACAGAGACGUCACGGAAAGGCUCCACGGCUCAUUAUUUCGGUGCAUUCAUUGGGCGACGGACUAGAUGUAGGGGAACGGGCCGGUGUUGCGUUUUCCAUGCUUCUGCCUUCUUCCCUGCGUAUCGUGGUACAGAAAUUGCAAUAGGACAUCUCUGUUUCAUGGACUUUAUGCAAGGAUUGCCGGACUUAAAAACGGAUAACAUAUUAAUGAAGAAUGUAUAGAUCUCGAUGUAGGUAGCCGGGUGGUCAUAAGAUCAGAGUCGAAUCAGAUUAUUUUUUAUCCGGCUUAAGCACAGCUGAAAUCCAUCCAGCGCAACAGCAAAAACAGCGUGCCAUGAGAGACAAAGAACAAAUAAGAUCGCUCCCUCUUUUCCAGGAAUUAUGACGGAACUUCAUGACUCAGUAAAUAAACUUUACAUAUAAGGGCAUCAACCACACAUUAUAUAUAGUGCACUAUGUUUAUUAUCGAAAGUCAAAGGUCAUACGAGUACUCUUUUAGAAUGAUAUCUUGAUUUCUGAGUUCAUUCUCUGUUUGCGCGGGCGCACCAUGUGGUCUUAUUUGGUGUUAGUGUUUGUGGUUGUGGGUUAUGUAGAUGUUGAGGGCAGGACUAUUUAUUUGGAGCAUAACCAGCCUACGCGGGAAGAGGUAGCAUUCCUCAAGCGGUACGGCUACAUGGACGACCAGGUGGACGACGGCGACGCGACGUACACGGAGCAGUCCAUCUCCGGAGCGCUGCGCAAGAUGCAGGCCUUCGCUGGCCUGCCCCAGACCGGCAUCCUGGACCCGCAGACCAGGCAGCUGUUCAAGAGGAAGCGUUGCGGGGUAAAAGACAUCAUUAACAAAUCGUCAAGAAAGCGGAGAUACGUCAUCUACGAGGGGUGGCCCAAGAAGAACAUCACUUGGAGCGUAUUGAACGGCGCAUCAACGCUGGACAAGCCCAGGGUGGAGAGGCAGGUGGCCGCGAGUCUGGCCAUCUGGGCGCCGCACGGGGGCCUCACCUUCACCCAGGUGCAGCAGAGCAACAAGGCCGACAUCAAGGUCUCCUUCGGGAGAGAGGAGCACGGGGACGGGUUUCCUUUUGACGGGCUGGGCCAAGUGGUGGCCCACGCGUUCCCCCCGCCGUUCGGUAGCCUCCACUUCGACGACGACGAGCUCUGGGGCGACGACCCCGACAAGCAGCAGCUCGCCGACAAUGACAUCACCGACUUGUUCGCCGUCGCUGUCCACGAGAUCGGCCACGCGCUGGGCAUGUGCCACUCUGACGUACGAGACUCGGUCAUGUACCCCUAUUAUAAGACGCCUGUUGAGAAGCUACACGAAGACGAUAUUAUGGGCAUGCGCGAGUUGUAUAUGAAAGAUGUGGAACCGAUGGCAGAGGAAAUAACAGAGGGUCCCGCAGCGCACUCCUCACUCGUGCCGAAGUUCACGCUCGCGGACCGAGCUGACCGGGACGAUGAUGAUGACGAUGAUGAGGAGAACGAGAUCCCGGACCUGUGCUUCACCAACUACCAGACCAUACAGGUCAUACAGGGCAAGAUCUGGGUCUUCGAAGAAGAGUGGGUGUGGGUCCUGCACGACCGGAGGGAGAUCGAGAAGGGCUACCCGCGGAGAUUCCACGAGAUAUUCCGCGGGCUGCCGGCGCACGUCAGCUCUAUACGGACCAUCUACGAGAAACGGAACGGCAAUAUCGCCAUAUUCUCAGGAAGACGUUACUGGGAGUUCGACCGCGGGUUCCGGUUCGUGAGGCGCGGGCGCCUCGCCGACUACCGCCUUGGACGCGAGGACGAGCUCACCACUGUCUUCGUCUCCAACUACAACAACAAGACCUACCUCAUACAGUACGAGCGGUUUUGGCGGUUCGACGAAGACACUGGUAAAAUGGAUAAAGGCUAUCCGAAGGACAUGUCCGCGUGGCGACAGUUGCCAGCUCCCGUCGACGCCGCCAUGGUCUGGAAGGGAGACACCUAUUUCUUCCGCGGCCCUCGCUUCUGGCGAUUUGACAACUUGCUGGUGUCGGCUCACGAGUACUACCCGCUGCCCACGGCUCAGGUUUGGUUCCCGUGUGCCGCCUCAUCCGACAUGGACAAGUACGUCGUCAACGAAGAGCCCUAGCCACGGAAUAUCUUGUUUCUACAGACUGACAUGAGAAACACUCCUAGCGUGUUGUAAACCGAACUGCAGCCCUACGCGUUUUCAGAUUAAUUUAUCAUAAUAGAAAAUUAAAAUUUUUCAUGUAAUAGUUUUAAGUAUUGAGUUCAUCCAUAACAAUGCCGCUCACUGCCAACAUUAUUACGUACUUGCUUUGAUAUAAGUAUAUUGUAUUAAAAAUGUAAAUAAAAUAUUUGUACAAAUGUAAUGAUAUUUUAAUCUAGUAACGCAGUGCUUGUUAGAAUUAUUACUAAAUGAAAAAGAAACGUCGUUAAAAAUAUAUCACUUUAUUAAGUUGAAAAUCACAUAAAAACAAGGUGACCAAUAAAACUGUCCUUUUGCUCAGAGCAUCCGGAAUGUACACCUGGCGCUGCUCCGCUGGGUUGUGACGACACUGCGGGCUUCACACGACGUACAAGUGUUAACAACAAAUACAAUUUGAUCGUAUAUAAUUUCCGAAACAACAAUAAAAUACAUUUGAAUAAUCAUGCACUACUUAAA